Messenger RNA from Histoplasma capsulatum G186AR, 3551 nucleotides. RefSeq names its product ubiquitin-activating enzyme. Gene Ontology annotation, biological process: protein sumoylation. Gene Ontology annotation, molecular function: SUMO activating enzyme activity. The coding region runs from base 1 to 3396 and encodes 1131 amino acids. Lineage: Eukaryota; Fungi; Ascomycota; Eurotiomycetes; Onygenales; Ajellomycetaceae. Gene Ontology annotation, cellular component: SUMO activating enzyme complex; cytoplasm. The transcript is spliced from 6 exons. The record is from RefSeq and is a predicted model, not a curated record.
AUGUCUCCUAGCAUAUUUGCUCUGUACAUCCUUCACCACAAACGCCUCCAAGCGGUGUCCCGCAAGGUGAAGUCAAACGGAGACUACAUAGUAAGUCAAACAUACAGGAGUAGAGGGACAUUAGUCAGCGAUUUCCCCUCCCCCGCCAAGACCUCCGUCAUUGCCCUUUCUGUCUCCAAGGCUGCCGUCGAUGUGUUGAUAGCCUUCGAGCGGACUGGGAAGCUGGGUAAACGUAAAGCUUCCGCAGGGGAAGAAGAUUCUGAACAGCAGCAAUACACUCUCCUGCAACACCCUGGGAAGAAGGUUUUGAAGAACGGCACAAUGCAAAGCAGUCCGCAAGAGAUCGUGGAUAUGUCCACGCACCCAGAGAUCGACGAGUACGUCCUUGGCCAUGAAGCCAUGAAGCGGAUGUCGUCUUCAAAUGUCCUCAUUGUCGGGCUUAAAGGUUUAGGUGCUGAGAUCGCGAAAAAUGUCGCCCUUGCCGGCGUCAAGUCCCUCUCUCUCCACGACCCUACUCCCGUCACCAUCUCAGAUCUAUCCUCUCAAUUUUUCCUUAGCCCAGAAGAUAUUGGCAGGUCCCGCGCCGAAGCUACCGCCCCUCGCGUCGCGGAAUUGAAUGCUUACACACCUGUCACCAUUCACGACUCGCAAAGUUUGACGGAUGAUUUACCCCAGCUCAACAAGUACCAGGUUGUUGUUCUAACCGCCACACCGCUGCGAGACCAGCUGGUUAUUGCUGAGUAUUGCCACAAGAAUAAAAUCUUUGUCAUUAUUGCGGAUACGUUCGGUUUGUUUGGAUAUAUCUUCACCGACUUUGGCGAGAAUUUCACCGUAGUAGACGCCACCGGAGAGGAGCCCACAAGCGGUAUUGUUGCUGGAAUUGAUGAAGAAGGCCUGGUGUCCGCUUCGGACGAGGCUAGACAUGGGCUAGGGGAAGAUGACUACGUUAUUUUCACUGAGGUCAAGGGCAUGGAGAAACUGAAUAACUCUGAACCACGCAAAGUCGACAUUAAGGGCCCUUAUACCUUCUCCAUCGGAGAUGUGUCUGGACUGGGGACCUAUGAAAGUGGCGGUAUAUUCACCCAGGUCAAGAUGCCCAAGACGCUCAACUUUAAGUCCUUUAAGCAACAGCUCGAAAAUCCCGAGAUUCUCAUCACCGAUUUCAUGAAGAUGGACCGACCGGCCAAGGUCCAUCUUGGUAUCCAAGCUCUCCACAAGUUUGCCGAGAUUCACGGUGGCAAGUUCCCCCGACCUCACAACGAGAGUGAUGCCCAGGAGGUCAUUGAGCUCGCGUCUAGAAUCGGAGGCGAGGUUGAUAAGGAUAUCCUUCGAGAGCUCAGCUAUCAGGCGCAGGGGGAUCUGAGUCCAAUGGCAGCUUUCUUUGGUGGUCUUGCUGCACAGGAAGUUCUAAAAGCCGUCUCAGGCAAGUUCCAUCCCGUAGUUCAAUGGUACUACUUCGACUCUCUGGAAUCUCUUCCUUCAUCGGUCACACGAUCUGAGGAAGAAUGUGCUCCCCUUGGAACCCGAUACGAUGGUCAGAUUGCGGUGUUUGGAAAGUCCUUCCAGAAGAAAAUUUCCGAAGUCAAGGAGUUCCUUGUCGGCUCUGGCGCGAUUGGUUGUGAGAUGUUGAAGAACUGGGCAAUGAUUGGCCUUGCUACCGGUGAGAACGGUAAGAUCACGGUCACGGAUAUGGAUCAAAUCGAAACCAGCAAUCUGAACCGACAGUUCCUAUUCCGCCCUAAGGAUGUCGGCCAAUUGAAGAGUGACACGGCCGCAAAAGCUGUACAAGCGAUGAACCCAGACCUCCAAGGCAAAAUUGUCUCACUGCGAGAGCGCGUUGGUGCCGAUACUGAGCAUAUCUUUAGUGAGGAUUUUUGGGAAGAGUUGGACGGAGUUACCAAUGCUCUGGAUAAUAUUGAAGCGCGAACGUAUAUUGACCGACGUUGCGUGUUCUUCCAAAAGCCACUGCUUGAGAGCGGAACGCUGGGCACCAAGGGAAAUACCCAAGUUAUCCUACCCUGGCUCACGGAGUCAUAUUCCAGCUCCCAAGAUCCGCCUGAACAAUCCUUCCCGAUGUGCACGCUGAGGAGUUUCCCGAACCGAAUAGAGCAUACAAUUGCAUGGGCACGUGAGCUUUUCCAGACAAGCUUCGUCGGACCGCCCGAAUCUGUAAAUCUAUAUCUUACUCAGCCAGAUUACACCAAAACAACCCUAAAACAAUCUGGCAACGAGAAGCAAACUCUGGAAAUUCUCCGUGAUUUCCUAGUAACAGACAAACCUCUCAGCUUCGAUGACUGCAUUGUCUGGGCGCGCCACCAAUUCGAAGCCAACUUCAACAACGCCAUUCAGCAGCUCUUAUAUAACUUUCCCAGAGAUUCUGUUACAUCUAGUGGAACUCCCUUCUGGUCAGGCCCUAAGCGUGCACCUACCCCAUUAAAAUUCGAUCCCACGAAUCCUACGCACUUCUCUUUUAUCGUCGCCGCUGCAAACCUCCAUGCCUACAACUACGGAAUCAAGAACCCUGGGGCGGACAAGGGUCAUUACCGAAAAGUUCUAGAUGACAUGAUCGUCCCCGAAUUUACACCCAGCUCCGGUGUCAAGAUCCAAGCUAAUGACAACGAACCCGAUCCGAAUGCGAAGCCAGGUUUCACUGAUGAGGAGGAACUCAAGCGUCUCAUUGCUGCACUCCCAUCACCCAAAUCUCUAGCCGGAUUCCAAUUAGAACCCGUUGUAUUUGAGAAGGACGAUGAUACCAACCAUCACAUCGACUUCAUCACAGCUGCCAGCAACCUGCGCGCCGCGAACUACGACAUCCAGCAAGCAGACCGACACAAAACUAAGUUUAUCGCCGGCAAGAUCAUCCCUGCCAUCGCAACGACAACAGCGCUGGUUACCGGCCUAGUGAUCCUCGAGCUCUAUAAGAUCAUCGACGGCAAGCCACACCUCGAGCAGUACAAGAACAGCUUCGUCAACCUUGCACUGCCAUUUUUCAGUUUCAUCGACCCUAUCGCCAGUCCAAUGGACAAAUACCAUCACAAGGGCCGCGAGAUCUGGUUCCACAAGCUCUGGGACCGUUUCGAAGCAGACGAUAUGGUGCUCCAGGACUUCCUGAAAAGCUGCGAGGAGCAGAAUGGAUUGGAUAUCAGCAUGAUUAGUUCUGGGGUUAGCUUGUUAUACCCUGUAUUUAACAAGGGCCCGGAUGUGAUGAGGAAGCGGUUGCAGAUGAAGUUGAGCGAGCUCGUCCAGUCCGUCAGCGACAAGGCGAUCCCCGAUCAUCAGAAAUACGUCAUCUUCGAGUUUCUGGCGCGCGACGAUACGGAUGAAGAUGUUGAUGUGCCGUACGUGAGCGUGAAGGUGGAUAAGCCAGCGAAGAAGGAUGCUAAGGCGAUGGUUUAACUAGAAAUGAAAAUAGAAUAGAAUGGAUUGAAUUGAACUGAAUUAAUUGCGCAGAGAGAAAAUACGGAUGAGAAUUUGAUGUAAAAUUGUUUGUUUCUGCUUUCUUAAUUGAGUUGUGGGUAACAAAAAUCAAGAUAAGCUUUCAUUUCUUCAGG